GCCAUGCAUCAUCCACCCUUCAUGGAGCCCAGCACGCGAGGCUAUGGCAUAAUGCAAAUGCCAGAGCCGGAACUCGCUUGGUCACCAUCUCCCGUACAAUGCUCCACCGGAUUGCAACGGAGAGACGCCGAGGAAUGCGAGUGGGAUGCAGAACCACCUCGUGCAUGGCCCGGGAGAUUCCUCCGUUGGCUCGUGUCCAAGAGGCACAGAUACCAACGCUCGCAAGGAGUUCCAAAGGGCAUACCCAAUCACCCCGCGAACGGGUCUCGACCAACCCGACCCUCGGGUCCGCAACGCCCCAGGCCCACGCGCUAGGAGUCUUGAACGUGGAUGCAUGCCAAUGUGAUUCACUCUCCUAUCGUGGCUGAUAUCCUCGGCUCGUUCACCAGGCUAUCUCGCGAAAUGCUUAAGGGAUCGUACCUUGAUUCAAUCCUUUCCCUUGAUGACUGUCGACGGCGGUUAACGGCAAGAUGAACCGAUUGACACGUGCAAACAUAUACC
This is a messenger RNA of Punctularia strigosozonata HHB-11173 SS5, 501 nucleotides long. RefSeq lists its product as uncharacterized. Bases 4 to 315 code for a protein of 103 amino acids. The record is from RefSeq and is a predicted model, not a curated record. The transcript has 2 exons. NCBI's taxonomy places the organism in Eukaryota, Fungi, Basidiomycota, Agaricomycetes, Corticiales, Punctulariaceae.